Molecule: messenger RNA, 2598 nt
Organism: Closterium sp. Yama58-4
Lineage: Eukaryota; Viridiplantae; Streptophyta; Zygnematophyceae; Desmidiales; Closteriaceae
Source: the annotation of a GenBank genome assembly
AUGCGUACCUCGUCGAUCGUCUGCGCGUCUCGUUCCGUUCCAAUCCCCUCGUUGCUUUCGGAUCCCGUGGACAUGGCGAAUCCGCGCGUGUACUUCGACGUGUCGAUCGGCGGCGAGCCGGAGGGUCGCGUGGUGAUGGAGCUGUUCAAAGACGCCGCGCCAAAGACGGUCGAGAAUUUCCGCGCGCUCUGCACGGGGGAGAAGGGCGUCGGAACGAGCACCGGCUUGCCGCUUCAUUUUAAAGGCUGCCCGUUCCACAGAGUCAUCAAGGGCUUCAUGAUGCAGGGGGGUGACUUCUCCAACAAGAACGGCACAGGGGGGGAGUCAAUUUACGGGGAGAAGUUUGAGGACGAGCCUGGGGGCUUGGCGCUCAAGCAUGACAAGCGUGGGGUUCUAUCCAUGGCGAACAGCGGGCCUGGCACGAAUGGCAGUCAGUUCUUCAUCACAUAUGGCCCCACGCCGCAUCUAGACGGCAAGCACUGCGUGUUUGGGCGGGUGCUGCGAGGAGGACAGGUGCUUCGAGCAGUGGAGAUCACACCCACCGACGGUUCAGAUCGUCCGUUGAGCGACGUCGUAAUCGACGAUUGUGGCGAGCUGGCAGAGGGGGAGGACGAUGGCACCAUGAACCACCCUGACGGAGACAAGUACCCCGACUGGCCCAGUGACUUGGACGAGAGGCCCACGGAGUGGCAGUGGUGGGUGGAGGCAGUCAAAUCAAUCAAAGACCUUGGCACCACGCACUUCAAGAACGGCGACUACCGCAUGGCAUUUCGGCGGUACCGCAAGGCCAUGGUGUAUUUGGACAAGGCAUGGGACAUGAAGGACAUCCCUGGAGAGACUCUGGAGGAGCUCCACACCAUACGGGACGCCCUUCUCAACAAUUACGCGGCGUGCAAGCUGAAGCGCGGGGACUUUGACGGUGCCAUUGAGGACAGCAGCUCCGUGCUGUCGAGAAACGAGAACAAUGCCAAAGCACUCUUCAGACGCGCCCAGGCAUAUUUGGGUCGCAAUGAGUUGGAACCAGCAAUUGCUGACCUGACACAGGCACUGAAGGUUGAACCAAACGAUGGUGGAAUCAAAAGAGAGCUUGCGGCUGCCAAGAAGAAGCUGGCAACAAGAAAGGAAAAGGAGAAGGCUGCAUAUGCUAAAAUAAUCGACCCGUCGGGGGAAGUUAGCAUCCUGGAAGUGGACAAAGGCACUCUCAUGCGCCGAUGCGACCUGCCUGGGCGAGACCUGCGGCUGUUGGACCCAGUGUUUGUGUAUCCGUCCACCAUCUUAGGGCGAGAGCGAGCAAUGGUGGUCAAUCUGGAGAGCAUUCGCUGCAUAAUCACUGCGGACGAGGUGCUCCUGUUGAAUGUCACCGACCCUGCUGUGCAGCAGUUCAAGCAGGCACUGCAGCGGCGGCUGCUGCUGGGCAUGGCUGCGCCCUCCGACUUCAGAGUGGCGUGGCGAACUGAGAGACCAGGCGAGAAUGGCUUCACACUCGAUGCUCCAGACGCCACCAUUCAGAGACGGGAGAUCAGCAGUGAGGACAUGUUCAGCGGGGCGGGCAGCACAGCAGAGGAGGACGACCUGCCCUUCGAGUUCAAGGCGCUUGAACUCGCACUCGAGCUCUCCUGCUCGGGCCUCGACCGCCAGGCGCAGGAGCUAGCACAGGAGGCGUACCCGCUAUUGGAGCGGCUGGCGUUUCAGAUCAGCACCACCAACCUGGAGCUCGUGCGGCGCAUCAAGAGCAGCCUGCUGGGUCUCACCCGCCGCGUGCAGAAGGUACCAUCUCCCUCCCGCCCGGCCCCUCCCCAGCCCCCUCUAUUCUAUGUGAGGGACGAGAUAGAGCAGCUGAUGGACGACGAUGGCGACAUGGCAGAGAUGUAUCUCACUCAGAAGCGCCUGCUGGCAGAGGAGCGCAGCGAGAGCGAGCGGUUGGGGGGCCACCGCGACGAUGGCAGCGACCACUCACACACACCCAGGGAGUCGCUUGGCGGGUUUGGGUCUUCCAUCUCUGCUCCGGUCUCCCCUGCUGGCUCGCCGCCGAAACAUGAGCGGCACUACUUGGACGGGCGGCCGUCGGGCCUGGGUGCAGCACCGCCGUCCAUCAGCUUCUGGAGUGGCGCUCACAGCGCCAGCGACAGCACGGCAACAUCUGUUGAGAAUGUGGAGGAACUAGAGAUGCUGCUGGAGGCAUACUUUGUGGUGAUUGACGGCACUCUCAACAAGCUGACGCAGCUGUCGCAAUACAUUGACGACACAGAGGAUUUCAUCAACAUUCAACUGGAUAACAACGAUCAACAGGCUCAGCAUGCCUGGGCUGGGUCUGCAAGUCUCAACAAGCUCAGCAAUAAGCUGACGCAGCUGUCGCAGUACAUUGACGACAUGGAGGACUUCAUUAAUAUUCAGCUGGAUAAUGUUCGGAACCAGCUCAUUCAGUUUGAGCUCAUCAUGACCACCGCUGCGGGCACGUUUGGGAUGAAUGUGCCGCUGGGGUUGGAGGAGGAUCCGUACGCCCUCAAGUGGAUCCUCAUUGACUCGGGCGUGGGCGGUGUCCUCAUCUUCCUCGCGUUCCUCGCAUUCUUCCGAUACAAGAACUGGACCAUCACAUGA